Messenger RNA from Chaetura pelagica (chimney swift), 5162 nucleotides. RefSeq names its product phosphatidylinositol-4-phosphate 3-kinase, catalytic subunit type 2 alpha (gene PIK3C2A). NCBI's taxonomy places the organism in Eukaryota, Metazoa, Chordata, Aves, Apodiformes, Apodidae. The record is from RefSeq and is a predicted model, not a curated record. Gene Ontology annotation, molecular function: 1-phosphatidylinositol-3-kinase activity; 1-phosphatidylinositol-4-phosphate 3-kinase activity; phosphatidylinositol binding. Gene Ontology annotation, cellular component: plasma membrane; phosphatidylinositol 3-kinase complex; cytoplasm. Gene Ontology annotation, biological process: phosphatidylinositol 3-kinase/protein kinase B signal transduction; phosphatidylinositol-mediated signaling; cell migration. The transcript is spliced from 32 exons. Bases 60 to 5162 code for a protein of 1700 amino acids.
UAAAGCUAUCCUGAAGCCAAGGCUGGACAGCCAGUACAAGGGAAGUGUUGCUUUUUUAAAUGGACAUCUGCUCUUGCGGUAUGGCCCAGAUAUCCAGUAGCAAUGGAUUUAAACAGCGCUCCUCACCUUUGGCAUCCAUGAGGUCAAAAGAUGUGGACAAAGAGGAGGCAUUGCAGAUGGAAGCUGAGGCAUUAGCUAAGAUGCAGAAAGAAAGAAGUGUAGCUGGUAAUAAACAAACUUUUCAUUCUUUAAGCAGCACCAGACAAAAAGCACAGACUCAUAACAAACAGGACCAUGAUCUCAUGGUGUUUCCAGAGUCUGAUGCCAAGAGCAUGGAAGAUAAACUAAGUACCAUUGACAUAGAGAAGCUUACUCAUGCUGAACUAGAAAAGCUGCUGCUGGAUGACAGUUUUGAAUCUAGUAAAGUACCUACGUUACCAGCAAGUCCGAUUUUGAGCCCAUCUGUGUCUUCGCAAUUUUAUCUUGGGCCUACAGGUCAGAGAAGACAGUGGACGCCUGGGCUACCAGCACCUGUGACAUGCACUUUACCUCCUAUUUACCCCUCAGCUCCUUACACAAAACAGACUGCUGGUGUAUUUCAAAAUGGAUUCCAUCCAAGUAUUUCCUCCUAUCACUCUAGAGAACCUAUUUAUCUUGGUCUUCCAAGACAGUCGCAAUACAUUUCAUACCCAUUGGCAGCUACUACACCUUUCCAUCCACAAGGAAGCCUACCCAUAUAUCCUCCAGUACUUACACCAGAAAUGGCAAAAGUAUUUGACAAAAUUGCAAGCACCUCUGAAUUUCUGAGAAAUGGGAAGUCAAGCACGGACUUAGAAAUGACUGCUAUAAAGUCUGCAGUUUCUAACCUGCCAGCCUCAGAAAGCUGCAGGGAUGUUAGUAAAUUUGAUUGGUUAGAUUUGGAUCCCUUAAGUAAACCAAAAGUAGAUAGUGUGGAGGCUUUAAAUAAGGCAGAGAAUGAUGGAGAGAGAGCUUCAAGUAUGAGUGCUGAAGAUCCGUGGGAUGCUGUGCUGUUAGAAGAAAAGCUGUUAGUAACGUGUCAUCUGGAAAGAAAGGUUAAUGGGAAGUCUUCUGGGGCAACAGUUACAAGGAGCCAGUCCUUAAACAUGCGAACAACGCAACUUGCAAAGUUACCCGGCCAAACAUCACAGAAAGACAAUGGGACCACUGGCAUGCUGACAGAAAAUGUGCUUCACCAAGAAAUUGAAGGGCAGAAUCAAGAACUGUCAGCUUUUUCUCAAGCAGUUACAAAAUUGAGGACCAAGUUUCCUUACAUUAAUCAACAAACAAAUCCAGGCUUUGUGCUGAGUCCAAUCAUGCUGCAAAGAAAUAUAAAUGGGGAGAGUGCCAGUAUCAAGGUUUCUAUAGAAAUUGAAGAAUUCCAGCAACCAGUAACUUUUACAUGUGAUGUGAGUUCCCCUGUUGAGCUUAUAAUAAUGCAGGCACUUUGCUGGGUGCAUGAUGACUUGAGUGAAGUGGACUUUGGCAGCUAUAUCCUCAAAGUCUGUGGCCAAGAAGAAGUUUUACAGAAUAAGCACUGUGUAGGAAGCCAUGAAUAUAUUCAGAACUGUCGGAAGUGGGACACGGAAAUCAAGCUGCAGCUCUUGACCCAUAGUGUCAUAUGCAGAGAUCUGGCUCGAACAGAAGAUGAUGACAGAACACCCAUACAUCUAACCAAACACCUCUACAAAGUAGAAAAGCCUUUCAGAGAGCCUAUUAUAAGGCCUUCUAUUGAUGAGCUUCUUGAUGUGUAUCACAAGCAUGUUAACAUAGCUCUUAAAACUGAGAACCAGCAUAAAGCAGUAGAUCAUGUAAUUAAGACUGUCAGAAAAAUCUGUUCUACAUUGGACUGUGUAGAGACUCAAGCAAUAACGGAAUCGGUGAAGAAGCUCAGGAGAGCUGUUAAUCUUCCAAGGAUUAAAAAUGCAGAGGUGUCCCUAAAAUGUGGUGAUGACACUAGCAAGAGCUCAUCUGGUUCACUGCAGCCUGAAAACCCUCUGAAAGUCAAUAUAGACCAGUUAACAACAGCAGUUGAGGCCCUUCUGCAACUCCACAUGAAUUCAUGUAGCAGUUCUGCAGCAGUUUCUCCAAACGAUAGCAGGAGUGCUAAGGAAGCAUGGACUGCCACAGAACACCUCCAGUUCACAAUAUUUGCUGCACAUGGGAUUUCAUCUGGUUGGGUAUCAAAUUAUGAAAAAUACUACUUGGUUUGUUCUCUGACCCAUAAUGGAAAAGAUCUGUUUAAACCUGUUCAUUCCAAGAAGGUUGGCACGUACAAGAACUUCUUCUACUUGAUUAAAUGGGAUGAAUUAAUAAUUUUCCCUAUCCAGAUUUCACAGUUGCCUUUGGAAACAGUCUUAUGUCUGACUUUGUUUGGAAUCUUAAAUCAAAGUAGUGGGAGUUCUCCUGACUCAAAUAAGCAGAGAAAGGGCCCAGAAAUGUUGGGUCAGGUUUCUUUGCCUCUUUUUGAUUUUAGGAGAUUGUUAACUUGUGGGACAAAACUCUUACAACUCUGGACCUCAUCACAUCCACAUCAUGUACCAGGGGUGGCCAGUAAGAAAGGAAAUACAGAGAAAAUUGUACUGCAGAUUGACUUCCCAUCCCAUGCUUUUGAUAUUGAAUAUAAAAUUCCUCAAGCUGCAAAGACUACUGUGCAUCAUUCCAUAGAAACACUAGAAAAACCAUUGAGAGAACGUCUCCUUGGCAUUCUUUCCAAGGAUAACACUAUUGGGCUGUCAAAAGAAGAUAAAGAAUUUCUAUGGGAGAAGAGACAUUAUUGUCAUAAUCAUACUAGUAGCCUACCAAAAAUACUGGCUAGUGCCCCUCACUGGGACUGGGCAAGUCUUCCAGAAAUAUAUUCAUUACUUCAGCAGUGGCCUCCUUUAUCACCCUUAGCUGCACUGGAACUACUUGAUUCAAAAUUUGCUGAUCAGGAAGUACGAAGUAUGGCUGUGAAUUGGAUGGAGACAUUAAGUGAUGACGAGCUAACAGAUUUCCUCCCUCAAUUUGUGCAGGCAUUGAAGUAUGAAACCUACCUUGACAGUGCUCUUGUCAAGUUUCUUUUGGCUCGGGCACUGGGAAGCAUUCGAAUAGCACACUAUCUAUAUUGGCUCCUUAAGGAUACGCUGCAUGAUACGAAGUUUGGUGUAAGGUAUGAGCAAAUUCUUGGAGCUUUUCUUUCAGUCUGUGGAAAAAGGCUGAGGGAAGAGCUUGAGAAGCAGACCAGACUGGUGCAGCUUUUUGGAAUGGUAGCAGAAAAAGUAAAGCAAACAAGUGGAUCUGCUCGGCAGGUUGCUUUGCAAAAUGGUAUGGAACGUGUGCAGUUAUUUUUCCUGAAGAAUAAAUGUCGCUUGCCUCUCAAUCCCAGUCUUGUGGCAAAAGAGCUAAAUAUUAAGGCCUGUUCUUUCUUCAGCUCCAAUGCAGUACCAUUGAAAAUUGCACUGAUAAAUGCAGACCCUCUGGGAGAAGAAAUUAAUGUGAUGUUUAAGGUUGGAGAAGAUCUGAGACAAGAUAUGUUGGCUUUGCAAAUGAUUAAGAUCAUGGAUAAGAUUUGGCUGCAGGAGGGACUAGAUCUACGGAUGGUUAUCUUCAAGUGUCUCUCAACUGGAAAAGACCGAGGCAUGGUAGAACUUGUUCCUGCUUCAGAUACACUUAGGAAAAUUCAAGUGGAAUAUGGAGUGACAGGUUCUUUCAAAGACAAGCCUCUGGCAGAGUGGUUACGAAAGUACAAUCCUACAGAGGAAGAAUAUGAAAAGGCUUCAGAAAACUUCAUUUACUCUUGUGCAGGAUGCUGUGUAGCUACUUAUGUAUUGGGAAUUUGUGACCGCCACAACGAUAACAUAAUGCUCCGAAACACAGGGCAUAUGUUUCACAUUGACUUUGGAAAAUUUUUGGGUCACGCGCAAAUGUUUGGUAGCUUUAAAAGGGAUCGUGCUCCCUUUGUGCUAACAUCAGACAUGGCUUAUGUCAUCAACGGUGGUGAAAAACCCACAAUUCGCUUUCAGUUGUUCGUGGAUCUCUGUUGUCAAGCUUACAAUUUGAUAAGAAAACAUGCAAACCUCUUCCUUAACCUACUUUCAUUGAUGCUUUCUUCUGGGUUACCAGAGCUAAGUGGGAUUCAGGAUUUGAAGUAUGUCCAAGAUGCUCUCCAGCCCCAAACAACAGAUGCAGAAGCUACCAUUUUCUUUACAAGGUUGAUUGAAUCCAGUCUGGGAAGUGUUGCCACGAAGUUUAAUUUCUUCAUUCACAAUUUGGCUCAGCUGCGUUUCUCAGGUCUACCUUCUAAUGAUGAACCCAUCCUUUCAUUUUCUGCUAAAACAUAUUCUCUCAAACAAGAUGGCAGAAUCAAACAAGUGUCUGUGUUUACAUAUCAGAAGAGAUAUAACCCAGAUAAACACUAUAUCUAUGUAGUGAGAGUUUUGAGAGAAGGGCAAGUUGAGCCAACGUUUGUCUUCCGAACAUUUGAUGAGUUCCAGGAGCUCCACAACAAACUUGGCAUUCUCUUUCCUCUUUGGAAGUUACCAGGCUUUCCUAACAAGAUGGUUCUGGGAAGAACACACAUAAAAGAUGUAGCAGCUAAAAGAAAGGUGGAGCUCAACAGCUACAUACAGAGUCUGAUGAACAGUUCUUCAGAGGUGGCAGAAUGUGAUCUUGUUUAUACUUUUUUCCACCCAUUACUUCGUGAUGACAAAGUGGAAGGAAUAGAUGGAAUAGCCAGACCUACAGAUGCAAGUCCAUCAAGUCCUACCUCAGGCAAAGUGGGAGGAGAAGUGAAGCUGUCCAUAUCAUAUAGAAAUAGCACUCUAUUUAUCAUGGUGAUGCACAUUAAAGACCUGGUUACAGAAGAUGGUGCAGAUCCGAAUCCAUAUGUAAAAACAUACUUACUUCCAGAUACACACAAAACCUCCAAACGCAAAACCAAAAUCUCCCGGAAGACAAGAAAUCCAACUUUCAAUGAAAUGCUUGUGUACAGUGGAUACAGCAUGGAGACUCUAAAACAGAGAGAACUGCAGUUAAGUGUGCUCAGUGCAGAGUCGUUACGCGAGAACUUCUUCUUGGGUGGAAUUACACUCUCACUAAAGGACUUCAACUUGAGCAAGGAGACCAUUAAGUGGUAUCGACUAACUGCUGCAUCCUAUCUGUGA